Megalopta genalis is the source of this 1088-nucleotide messenger RNA. The record is from RefSeq and is a predicted model, not a curated record. NCBI's taxonomy places the organism in Eukaryota, Metazoa, Arthropoda, Insecta, Hymenoptera, Halictidae.
ACGUAAGAUCAGCUGAGCACAAUCAUGGACGCGCUCAAAGACGAAGAUUUUGAGGUGCCUCCGGCGAAAUACGAGUAUCUGGACCACCCCGCGGACGUACAGUAAGUAUGGAACACGAAAAUACGGAGCGAAACGGCCGGUGUACGUUUUGGAGGUUACUCGCAUGGAUAACCUAAAACGCACGAUGGCGCAACGAGAACCGUCCUUCUCGAGGUUGCAUGCGUGGGGCAGUACGUUAGAAGAAGCUUACGAGCAAUGCGGUAUAGCCAUGUUUGGAUACAUGACGGAUUUAGAGCGGGUUGAGAUCACCAAGGUGCAUAACAUCGAGGCGGAAGGACACGAUCUGGAAAGUCUUCUCUUUCAUUUUCUCGACGAACUGUUGUAUAUGUUUAGCGCCGAGCAGUUUAUCGUUGCGAAGAAAGUCCAGAUCACGAAUUUCGACCGAAAAAAUUUUAAGAUUACCGCGACAGCAUUAGGGGAGGAGUUCACCAUCGGCAAGCACUCGCAGAACGCCGAGGUAAAAGCUAUCACGUACUCUGGGAUGCAAAUAAUCGAUCCGCCUGACACGGAGAAGGUCGAGGUUUUCGUCAUCGUAGACAUAUAGCCCCAUUCAGGCCCAAACUGCGUUCGGUUGAUUCCUUGGCGCGCCCCUAGAAAAUUGGCUUCGGUUAAUACCUCGAGCAUAGAAGUGGGGGAUGACCGCAUGGAUACAAGCGUAAGAAAGAGGGAGAGGGUAUACCUCCCUUGCGUCCUGCACAGGGCUCGGAUCCUUUUGUAGUUGCGUAGGGUUCAAAUAAAUACGUUACGAAGAAAACACCGGGCUCCCUUCUUAGCGAUUCCCUUCUAUUUCAGGUGCGUGCCAAGGCACCGAGGAACCCGAACGCUCGGGGAAAUUUACCGUUAAGAACAACUUUGUGCGACAUCGUUCGAACAAAAUAUAUUGUAUCAACGCACGCAACGUACCUUUGUGUAAUUUUAUUCGUCGUAUUAGACUCUCUUGAUACUUACGAGGAAGUUUUAUAUAUUUAAUGUAUGUAUAAAAGAAAGCGAUUCUUACGUUUUUGUGAAUAAAAAUAAUUGUAAACCGA